Molecule: messenger RNA, 192 nt
Organism: Cladocopium goreaui
Lineage: Eukaryota; Dinophyceae; Suessiales; Symbiodiniaceae
Source: the annotation of a GenBank genome assembly
AUGGAGAAUCAGUCGCCGAGACUACUGCAGACACAACUGACGAUGGUGCCAACGCAGCGUCCCCAGAGAAGCGUUUGGAAGAGGCUGUCGUGCCCCAUAGCGCUGCCGAUCGCUCAACAAGUGGUGUUGCAGAGGCCAACAGAUUCCAGAAGGAUGACCAGCUGGUUGCAGGAGCCGGAACGCAGUCUGUGA